Xyrauchen texanus (razorback sucker) is the source of this 2397-nucleotide messenger RNA. RefSeq names its product cadherin-22-like. Gene Ontology annotation, biological process: homophilic cell-cell adhesion; cell morphogenesis; multicellular organism development. Bases 1 to 2397 code for a protein of 798 amino acids. Gene Ontology annotation, molecular function: cadherin binding; calcium ion binding. The transcript has 11 exons. Lineage: Eukaryota; Metazoa; Chordata; Actinopteri; Cypriniformes; Catostomidae. Gene Ontology annotation, cellular component: catenin complex; plasma membrane; adherens junction. The record is from RefSeq and is a predicted model, not a curated record.
AUGGCUCCACGUUGGAGAGGAGGAGCCCGGAUUUUGGCAGCCACUCUGGGAAUUCUGCAGUGCUGUGUAUGGCUAUCUGCUCAGACCAUAAGGACUAGUGUUGGAAUAUCUGGGAGAAGUCCAGAUCAAUCGCUAAUGUCUCAUGAAAGAGUAAAGAGAGGCUGGGUGUGGAAUCAGUUUUUUGUUGUGGAGGAAUACACCGGCACGGAACCGCUGUACGUCGGAAAGAUCCAUUCAGACUCCGACGAAGGGGACGGAUCAAUCAAGUACACUAUCUCUGGAGAGGGGGCGGGGUCUAUAUUCAUCAUCGAUGAGGUCACCGGUGACAUUCACGCUACGGAGAGGUUGGAUCGCGAGGAGAAAACGUUCUACACGUUGCGAGCUCAGGCGCGCGACCGGCAGACUGACGCACCUCUCGAACCCGAGUCAGAGUUUGUCAUCAAAGUCCAAGACAUCAACGACAGCGAGCCAAAGUUUCUGGAAGGUCCAUACGUCGGGAGUGUGGCAGAACUCUCACCUAUUGGGACUUCGGUGAUGAAGGUUAUGGCCUCUGACGCAGACGAUCCGACCUAUGGAAGCAGCGCUCGGAUAGUUUACAGCGUUCUGGAUGGAGAACUAUUCUUUACUGUUGAUCGACAAACCGGAGUGAUUCAGACGGCCGUGGCGGAUCUUGACCGGGAAACGCAGGACCGUUAUGAGCUGGUUGUCAAGGCAACAGAUAUGGCAGGCCAAAUGGGUGGUCUCUCCGGCUCUACCACAGUGACCAUAGUGAUCACGGAUGUUAAUGAUAACCCUCCACGCUUCCCUCAGAAGAUGUAUCAGUUUUCGGUCUCUGAAGGGGCGGCCAUCGGGACGCCCGUCGGGCGGGUGAUCGCGACGGAUGCAGACAUGGGCGAGAACACAGAUAUGAGUUACUUAAUCAAAGAUGAGGAGGGCGGGGAGCUCUUCAGGGUGUCAACGGACGGCGACACACAAGAGGCCGUCAUCACCAUCAAAAAGCCUCUAGACUUUGAAAGCAAACGCACACAUAACGUGGUCGUUGAGGCUGUAAACAAACAUGUGGACCCUCGUUUUGUGGAUCUAGGGUCCUUUCGGGAUCAGACCAUCGUGAGGGUCAGUGUCUCGGACAUUGUCGAGCCCCCCAUCUUCUUCCCUCCAAAUGGCACCAUCAUGGAAGUUCAAGAAGACGCUAGAUUGGGUGCUCUUGUUGGCAUCGUAACGGCAAAAGAUCCCGACAUGGAUAAUGUUCCAGUCAGGUUCUCUAUAGACAGGAGCUCAGACCAGGAGCACAUCUUUAACAUCGAUCCUGUAUCCGGCGCCAUCACUCUUGGAAAAAUCCUGGACCGGGAGACGGCCGGCUGGCACAAUAUCACAGUUACAGCGGUCGAAGCAGAUAACCAGUCCAUGGCAUCACAGACUGUCGUAAGCAUCCGCAUACUGGAUGUAAACGACAACCCUCCAGAGCUCGCGACUCCUUACGAGGCCUCCAUCUGUGAGGAUGCCAAACCAGGCCAGCUCAUUCACACCAUCAGCGUUGUCGACCGGGACGAGCCGCAGUCUGGACAUCGAUUCUUUUUCACGCUGGCACCCGAAGCCUCCAACAACCGACAUUUUACACUUUGGGACAUCAAAGACAACACCGCGGGCAUCAGGACGCAGCGUUCUGGAUUUAACCGUCAGGAGCAAAACGUUUACCUGUUACCCAUCCUGGUGGUGGACAGCGGCCCUCCCGCCCUCAGCAGCACGGGAACACUCACCAUACACGUGUGCAGCUGCGACACGGACGGAUCUAUCCAGUCCUGCAACGCCACGGCUUACGUCAUGUCCGCGGCGCUCAGUCCCGGCGCUCUUAUCGCACUGCUGGUCUGCAUCCUCAUUCUCAUAGUCCUGGUGCUGCUCAUCUUGACCCUAAAGCGCCACAGGAAAGGUCAGCGCAUGUCCGAAGACGAGGAAGACAUGCGCGACAACGUCAUCAAAUACAACGACGAAGGCGGAGGUGAGCAAGACACCCAAGCGUACGACAUGAGUGCCCUGCGCAGUCUCUACGACUUCCCCGAGGUCAAGAGCUCAGACUCGGGUCCGGACCUUCGCUCGGUCCCCCAGUGGAUCCAAAACCGGGUUGCCGCAGACAAAGGGCCUUCAGACUUCUCCGUCUUCAAAGGCUACAUAAGCAAGAAGGUGGAGCAAGCGGACUCAGAUUUAUCGGUGCCACCCUACGACUCGUUCCAGACGUACGCUUUCGAGGGUACCAGCUCGCCAGCGCUCUCGCUUAGCUCCAUCCGUACGUUGUCGACGACAUCGGAACAGGACUUCUCCUACCUCAGUGAUUGGGGACCUCGCUUCAGGCAACUCGCAGGAUACUAUGUCCCGAGCCAACCUGAGGAGGAAGGGUCCUAG